This is a messenger RNA of Penicillium samsonianum, 303 nucleotides long. RefSeq lists its product as uncharacterized. The record is from RefSeq and is a predicted model, not a curated record. The transcript is spliced from 3 exons. Bases 1 to 303 code for a protein of 100 amino acids. Lineage: Eukaryota; Fungi; Ascomycota; Eurotiomycetes; Eurotiales; Aspergillaceae.
AUGACACCUAUCCAGAAUAAAAUAGUCACCAGUGGCGCGAACAAUUUCCUUUCAACCUUGCUCGGAUGGCAUCUGGCUACAGGCUCGACGGAUAUGUCUGUUCCGAUCGCUUUUCUCGAUUGGGUCAAUUGGAACGAGAUCAACUGUGAAUCACUUCAGUCACGGUGCUUAAGGAGGAAUGCCCUAAUAUAUCUGCCUAAACGAGAUCAAUUAGCGCUCCUGCACACCCUACCAGUCUGCUCUCGCUUUUCUGCACGCAUCCUCCCUCGCGAUCGACCUGCCUCUUUGCCGCAUAGCUUGUAG